AUGGCGGCAUCACUGUUUACUUUCUCCUCCACUUCAAGAAGAGUUGUACCAGCUCCAAACUCUCCUCCUCUUCCCAUAUACAUCAAAGCCACAAACAUCGUUUUCAACCUUGAUAUACCAGAUGUUCAUCGCGGUCUUGGACUUGAUGAUUUUGUCGAUUUUUUAGUAUCCUGCAGACUUCGAUACGCUAUCAGUGAGGUUCCAUCAGAGUUCUUUCUCGAACAAGUAUGUGAGUUCUACUACACCGCAAUGGUUAAUAAAGAAAACAACAUCAUCUCCUGUUGGAUAAGGUGUCUAAGUCCAUAA
Messenger RNA from Lactuca saligna, 306 nucleotides. The record is from the annotation of a GenBank genome assembly. NCBI's taxonomy places the organism in Eukaryota, Viridiplantae, Streptophyta, Magnoliopsida, Asterales, Asteraceae.